CGCCUGUGGGAAAGUGCGUCGCUCGGAAAAUUCGUUCGAGUUCGGCUCUGGACUUGGCCAUCAAUUAAAAACUGGACACAAGUUGUUAAAAUGCGAGUUAGGUGACAACUUUCUUAAGGAAAGUCCGACGUGAUUGAAUUUUUGAUAGGAAAGGAAAUGAGGUGUUGGUGAUGAUCCUCAUGCAGAGUCCCGAAUCAAGUGUGUAAUUUUAGCCAGUUGGAAGUCACUCAAAUAUUUGUUCAAGAUGCAAAUGAACACGUGAAAAAUAACAAUGAGUCCGCAACAGACAAAAGUAAACACCGCAAACAAAUCCUCUUCAACCUCAUCCGGAAGAAACCAGGAAGUAGCAACCUUGAUUGUUAUGAUAGUAGUGUUGACAAUUAUCAUAUUAUUCUGCUGUUUUGCUGCACCUGGUGUGAGAGAUUUGUGUAAAAAAUAUGUUUUUCGUACCUGUGUCAUGGAUGAUCCAGAUAUAGACAAUGCUAGCGCCGCAGGAGAAUCAGCGACGCCAACAAUAAUCCUGCUGCCGUACGGCAGGAUGUUGGUGGUGGACCGCGCUGUUUUCGCCCAGCUCCAAGCCGACCACACUGGCAUCGAUUUUAUGGAACUGAGUGCAAAUCUGAUACGGUCUCAACGAUACCAAACCGGAAGCACUCCCAGCAUCCUGGAUUCGGAAACGACCAGCAAAGGGCUUUCGCCCACUUCCUUGGGGUUCUCGCCACCGGCCUACGAGGACAUCUUCGGGGACAAAUCCGAUCUUCCGCCGUCGUAUAGUGAAGUUAGUUUAAUGUUUAGGACACAAAGAAGACUGCAGGAACCGGAAAGCAUCGAAAUGUGCGAAGUGGACACGGAUGUGAAUAAUGAAAACAAUCUUAAUAAGGAGUUGGACGAGCAAAGUGUGAGGAUUGGGAUGGAGGAGUGUGAUGAGUCCACUUCCGAAACGAGGGAGGUGGCUAAUGAUUGCUCGGUUAAAGAGAGUAGGAUCUAAGACACCCUUGUUAUUGUUACACAAUGCUGUUAUUGGGGCAGUCGAACACAAAGAAAUUCUAAAAUUGUUAAAAACAAGACAAAAAGUGGCCUGUAACUAUGAAAUUAAGUUGGCAACUUAAGAAGUUGCCAUAGAUUAGAAAUUGCUAUUUGGCAACACUGACCAUCAGAAAUAAAUGUCACAAUUUUAUUAUCAAUUGUCAUUCAUUUUCAACGGGAGGCAGCUAACAUAGCAUCACCUGGAACAACCUAACAUCACCAGUGUUGCCACAAAUCUCUUAUUUACAGAUUUGUCAACAAGAAAUUACCACCUAUCAUUUGAAUUUCUAGGAAAAUUACUUUUUUCAUGUUGUUUGUAACUAGAAUUUUCAGAAGUAAUUUUCAAUGCCUAGAGUUGGUUACCCCUUG
Molecule: messenger RNA, 1395 nt
Organism: Tribolium madens (black flour beetle)
Lineage: Eukaryota; Metazoa; Arthropoda; Insecta; Coleoptera; Tenebrionidae
Exons: 3
Coding region: 272-988 (238 amino acids)
Source: RefSeq, a predicted model, not a curated record